Messenger RNA from Musca vetustissima, 1568 nucleotides. RefSeq names its product inhibitory POU protein (gene acj6). Gene Ontology annotation, biological process: regulation of transcription by RNA polymerase II. The transcript has 8 exons. The record is from RefSeq and is a predicted model, not a curated record. The coding region runs from base 144 to 1280 and encodes 378 amino acids. NCBI's taxonomy places the organism in Eukaryota, Metazoa, Arthropoda, Insecta, Diptera, Muscidae. Gene Ontology annotation, molecular function: RNA polymerase II cis-regulatory region sequence-specific DNA binding; DNA-binding transcription factor activity, RNA polymerase II-specific.
GUUCUUGCAACUUUGUGUUGUCCUGCUUAAAGGAAGCAGGAUUUGUGCUUGAAAUUGUCUAAAAGUGCUUCAAAAUUUACUCGCCAACGACCUUUGACGCCUCCAGGGCGUUCAAACUAGAAGAAGAUUUCGUGGGAGGCUGCAUGACCAUGUCGAUGUAUUCAUCGACGGAUAAAAUGAAAAUGUCGGCGCCCAGUUGUUUUCCUGGUCGCUACAGUCCUUCCUAUCGAAGUUCCGAACAAAUGAGGCGAUGUAUGCCAAAUCCAUCGAGCCGCUUGUUAGAAGAUGCAUCCCUUCUAUGCAAUUCAUGGUCAGCACGUCAAAAUGGUGAUAUAUUUGCCGGUAUAAACGAUGGCAUACUUAGCAGAGAAGCCUUAUCCGCGAUAGAUAUAGGAAAACACCAAGCAUCACAUGUACAUCCCUCACAAAUGACCUCCCAAAUGAAACAUGACGUUAUGUAUCAUCACCACAGUAUGGGAGCGCCUCCACAACGACCACUGCAGAUGCAUCCCACAAUGGAUCAGUUAGAUAUGUUGGAUCCAACGGGCUCGAUGACAACGUUAGCACCCAUUUCAGAAACGCCAUUAACGCCUACGCACCAGCAUUUGCACGGAUCCUAUCACAGUAUGAACCAUAUGAUGGGUCAUCAUCAUCCGAGCGGUUUAAGUGGACACUCUGCGGGACAUCAUGGUCAUUCGGCAGUACAUCAUCCUGUGAUAACGGCAGCUGUUGCGGCGGCGGGCCUCCAUCCUGAUACCGAUACAGAUCCUAGAGAACUUGAAGCAUUUGCGGAGAGAUUUAAGCAACGAAGGAUAAAAUUAGGUGUCACACAAGCCGAUGUCGGUAAAGCACUAGCGAAUUUAAAGUUACCUGGAGUUGGGGCCCUCUCACAAAGUACAAUAUGUCGCUUUGAAAGUCUCACAUUGUCGCACAAUAAUAUGAUAGCCCUUAAGCCCAUCUUACAGGCUUGGUUAGAGGAGGCGGAGGCACAGGCGAAAAAUAAACGAAGAGACCCUGAUGCCCCAAGUGUACUUCCGGCGGGCGAAAAGAAAAGAAAAAGGACUUCCAUUGCGGCACCUGAAAAGCGAUCUCUGGAAGCGUACUUUGCCGUUCAACCGAGGCCGUCUGGUGAGAAGAUAGCUGCCAUUGCCGAGAAGCUGGACCUGAAGAAGAAUGUGGUACGAGUCUGGUUCUGUAAUCAGAGACAAAAACAAAAACGUAUAGUUAGCAGCGUUACACCCUCGAUGACUGGACACGGAUCGGCGGGGUUUGGUUACUGAUAGCCGAUGUUCCCUGGAGACCACUACAUGUAGAUUUCCUCCCUCACACAUUAGCCGCUCGGCGACCGCUAACCCCAAAAGACAAGGAUGUGAGCACCCCCGAUCCCAAGAUGACCAUGGAGAUGACCAACACCAGCGAGCGUGCACUUAUUAUUUACAUCGAUCUAAAUCAUGGAUUCACCCUCAAUAUGCCAACAAUCAAAUGCGAUUAUUUAUGGAACGAUCAAUGCAAACAAUGGACCAACAUAUCAAAUGCAAUAACAUUACAAGUAAAGGUAAGAACUUACA